Oncorhynchus masou masou (cherry salmon) is the source of this 754-nucleotide messenger RNA. Its product is annotated as dermatopontin-like. The coding region runs from base 336 to 641 and encodes 101 amino acids. NCBI's taxonomy places the organism in Eukaryota, Metazoa, Chordata, Actinopteri, Salmoniformes, Salmonidae. The record is from RefSeq and is a predicted model, not a curated record. The transcript has a single exon.
AACAGAAAGUCAACAUGAAUCUCAGCCCAGCCAAACUAUCCUGGGAGCUGCAAAUUACAUAGUUCUGGAUUCGGAUAAUUUAUAACACAUCUGGUUAGUCAACGACCUGAAAGCCAGACUGCUGUGGUGGAUUAAAGAGGAGCGGGCCAGAGCAGACGGUCUUUAUCUCUUUUCUCUCUCUCUCUCUCUCUCGUUCUUUCUUUGUCUGCGAUCAGCACAGAUCCAGCUCAGAGCCAGCUCAGAGACUCCAGGAUCAGUACUGGGAUAGCCUCAGAGUCUGACGCUCAGGCUUCGCUUACAUUAAACCUUUACUCACAAGCUUGGUCACCAGCAGAAUGACUCCAGGACCGGUGCUGUUACUGUGGGUUCUGGCUCUUCUCGCUACCGUGGCAAGCCAGGAGUAUGAGAACCGAAUGGAGAGCCAUAUCGACCGCUCUGUCCCCUGGAUCCACACCUUCCGCCAGGGGUUCAACUUUCAGUGUCCCCAUGGAGAGGUGCUGGUGGCCCUGCAGAGUGUCUUCAGUGAGAAGGAGGGGUCCGACCGCCUCUGGGCCUUCGAGUGCCAGCAGACUCCCACCACCCUGGGGCACCCCACAGAGUGCUGGUGGGACGACACCAACCGUGCAGGGAUGGAGUGGUAGGUCCCUGAUGCCAUCUCUGGUCAUCUCUGUCUCUCUUUGACCUCUCUGUUGUGUGCCCUCUUUGACCCCUGGGCUUUCUGUGCCCUGAUCCGUGUCUAGAAGUGUCAUGUUUA